CCGUCGGGGCGGCCGCGGCCUCAGCCAGGAGGAGAAAAGCACUCUGCACGUGUUCAGAGGCCCUCCCUUCCUCUCCUUUCGGGCCACGUGCCUCCCAGAAGUCCCUCUCCCGGAGACGGGGCGAAUUCCUCGCUUGCGCCUGGAGAACCCCGCCGUCCAGUUGGGUCGAAAAAGACCACUCCGUUUCAGCACCGGGACAGCUCCUUCAGCGCAGGGAACUACCGCCUCCUUCCCUUCGCCUAGCCGGCAUGCCCUCGAGCAUGUACAGAGUGCCUUCCCCCUCCGCCUGAGCCUCGGGGGCAGGGCUUGCCGGGCAGAGGGCGUGCCUUGCUCCGAGGCUUGAGCCCCGGCACCUCUCGGCCGCGAUCCUCCCGCAGCAGCGGCGGCAGGAGCAGCAGGCCCCCUCCACGCUCCCCCGCCCUCCCCGUGUGGACGCGGCUGCACAGCUCCGCGCCAGGCAGAGCGAGCGGCGGCGGCGGGAGGCAGCGCCAGUCGGGGGAACUUGCGAGGAGGAAGGAGGCAGGCAGGCAGGCAGGCAGGCGAGCGCGCACCGGGCGUAGGGGGAGCCCGAGCCUCGCCGGGCGUGGCGGGGCGGCGGCGGCUCCGGCGGCUCCGGGUCCUCCUCCUCCUGCACGUCCCCGCCGCCGCGGAGGUCCGGCUCCAGCUGCCGCUCCUCUCCGCCAGGAGGAUGCCCCGGGCUGAGGGGGAGGCGCCCUCCCCGCCGCCGCCUCGCCCGCUGCUGCCGCCGCCGCCUCUGGAGGUGUAGCGGGCGCCGGAGCCGGAGCCCGGCUGGCUGGCUGGCUCGCCCGCCCGCCCAGGAUGCUGACCUGCUGCCGCCGCCCGCGCCCGCUCCUCCCGCCGCUGGACCGACGCCGCUGCUCCUCCGCCGCCUCCACUGCCUCCGCCGCCGCCGCCGGACUCUUCCUGGGGCUCGUCUGGCUCCACUCCUGCCACGGGAUGCCCCAUGUCAUCCGCAUCGGAGGAAUCUUUGAAUACACAGACGGCCCAAAUGCCCAGAUAAUGAAUGCGGAGGAGCAAGCCUUCCGAUUCUCAGCAAACAUUAUCAAUAGGAAUAGAACACUGCUACCCAACACAACCUUAACCUAUGAUAUCCAGAGGAUAAGCUUCCAUGAUAGCUUUGAAGCCACGAAGAAAGCCUGUGACCAGCUGGCGCUUGGUGUUGUAGCAAUAUUCGGGCCUUCCCAGGGUUCCUGCACCAAUGCCGUCCAGUCCAUUUGCAACGCACUGGAGGUCCCCCACAUCCAGCUGCGGUGGAAGCAUCACCCUUUGGAUAACAAAGACACUUUCUAUGUCAACCUUUACCCGGACUAUGCCUCUCUCAGCCAUGCUAUCUUGGACCUUGUACAGUACCUGAAAUGGAGGUCAGCCACUGUGGUGUAUGAUGACAGUACAGGCCUCAUCCGGCUGCAAGAACUGAUCAUGGCCCCAUCGAGAUACAACAUCCGCUUGAAAAUCCGCCAGCUGCCCCUCGACACAGAUGACACGCGCCCCUUGCUCAAGGAAAUGAAGCGGGGCCGGGAGUUCCGGAUCAUCUUUGAUUGCACCCACACCAUGGCUGUCCACAUCCUCAAGCAGGCCAUGGCAAUGGGAAUGAUGACGGAAUACUACCACUUUAUCUUCACCACACUGGAUCUUUAUGCAUUGGAUCUAGAGCAAUAUCGCUACUCUGGAGUGAACCUGACUGGCUUCCGCAUCUUGAACGUGGAGAAUCCCCAUGUCUCUGCCAUCAUUGAUAAAUGGUCUAUGGAGAGGUUGCAGGCAGCCCCCAAGCCUGAGCCAGGGUUGAUCACAGGGGUGAUGAUGACAGAUGCUGCCCUGUUGUACGAUGCUGUCCACAUUGUCUCCGUGUGCUACCAACGGGCUCCACAGAUGACUGUCAACUCCCUCCAGUGCCAUCGGCAUAAAGCCUGGCGGUUUGGUGGACGCUUCAUGAAUUUCAUCAAAGAGGCCCAGUGGGAAGGUCUCACUGGACGCAUCGUCUUCAACAAAACCAGCGGCUUGAGGACGGAUUUCGACUUGGACAUCAUCAGCCUCAAGGAAGACGGGCUUGAAAAGGUUGGUGUGUGGAGCCCAUCUGAUGGACUGAAUAUCACUGAAAUCUCCCGAAGGCAAGGCCCCAAUGUGACAGAUUCCCUCACCAACAGAUCCUUGAUUGUCACCACAGUCCUGGAGGAACCCUUUGUCAUGUUCAUCAAGUCGGACACCGUGCUCUCUGGGAAUGACCGCUUUGAAGGCUACUGCGUUGAUCUCCUAAGGGAAGUCUCCCGAAUCCUUGGCUUCAGCUAUGAGAUCCGUGUGGUGGAGGAUGGGAAGUACGGAGCCCAGGAUGAGAAGGGGCAGUGGAACGGCAUGAUCAGGGAGCUGAUUGAUCAUAAAGCUGACCUGGCUGUCGCUCCGCUCACCAUCACCCAUGUCCGGGAGAAAGCGAUUGAUUUCUCCAAGCCCUUCAUGACUCUGGGGAUCAGCAUUCUCUACCGGAAGGCCAAUGGGACCAACCCCAGUGUCUUCUCUUUCCUGAACCCUCUGUCUCCUGACAUUUGGAUGUACAUCCUCCUUGCUUACCUGGGAGUGAGCUGCGUGCUGUUUGUGAUAGCCAGGUUUAGCCCUUACGAAUGGUAUGACGCCCACCCCUGCAAUCCAGGCUCGGACAUCGUGGAGAACAACUUCACCCUCCUCAACAGCUUCUGGUUCGGCAUGGGAGCGCUGAUGCAGCAAGGCUCUGAGCUGAUGCCCAAAGCCCUUUCCACCCGCAUCAUUGGGGGCAUCUGGUGGUUCUUCACCCUCAUCAUCAUCUCCUCCUACACGGCCAACCUGGCUGCCUUCCUUACUGUGGAAAGGAUGGAGUCACCCAUCGACUCGGCGGACGACCUGGCCAAGCAAACCAAAAUCGAAUAUGGGGCGGUGAAGGAUGGCGCCACCAUGACUUUCUUCAAGAAAUCCAGGAUCUCCACUUUUGAAAAGAUGUGGGCCUUCAUGAGCAGCAAGCCCUCAGCUCUCGUUAAGAACAACGAAGAAGGGAUCCAGCGUGCCCUCACCUCCGACUAUGCCUUGCUGAUGGAAUCCACCACCAUUGAGUACAUCACCCAAAGAAACUGCAACCUGACUCAGAUUGGGGGUCUUAUAGACUCCAAGGGCUAUGGGAUCGGCACUCCUAUGGGUUCACCCUACAGGGACAAGAUCACCAUUGCGAUCCUCCAGCUCCAGGAAGAGGCCAAGCUGCAUGCCUUGAAGGACAAGUGGUGGAGAAGCAAUGGCUGCCCUGAGGAGGAGAACAAAGAAGCCAGUGCCCUCGGGAUCCAGAACAUCGGGGGGCUCUUCAUUGUCCUGGCGGCUGGCUUGGUCCUCUCUGUCUUCGUGGCCACCCUGGAGUUCAUCUACAAGCUGCGCAAAACGGCAGAACGGGAGCAGCGUUCCUUCUGCAGCGCCAUGGCCGACGAGAUCAGGCUCUCUCUCACCUGCCACCGCCGGGUGAAACACAAGCCCCAGCCCCCCGUCAUGGUGAAGACAGACGCCGUCAUCAACAUGCACACGUUCAAUGACAGGCGGCUUCCAGGCAAGGACAACAUGGCCUGCAACACGGGACUGACCCCCGUGUUCCCGUGAUGGGGUGUGGAGGGUCAAACACCAGGGAGGGGCUUGCUGGAGAUGUGUGGGGAGAAAGGCGCACCAGGACUGCAAAAGCAGAGAAAAGGAGGGAGAACAAACCCCCAGUUUUUGAGAACAAGGCCUUCAAUGUAACUUCAGCCAUCAUCCAACUUGGAUACAAGAACCCGAAGCAUGGAUCGCGACGCCUUCAGUUGGGGGUCGUUGUUUGGUUAUUAUUAUUUUUCCAGAUCAAGGUUUAAGCAGCACCGUGGACUCCUCGGCACCCAAGCCCUGCCCUUCCCCAAGACACACCCAGGAGGAGUCUUCAUGUUUACAUAGCAAAUGGAUGGAAGACAUAAAUAAAGCCAGGGCAUGGACUGAUCUGGGGCAGAGGAGAGCCGCCGCAAAGCCUGCGAAUCUGACGCUUCCAUUUCAGUAUGGCAAUAAACAAAGCAACCACAUUGGGGGUGGGGGGUGGAAUCUGGAUUGGCUUGCGCAGCAUGUGCCAGAGACAGUGUGGGAGAGAGUUGUGGGGUGGAGAGCAGGGGAGGAGACUCCUGGUCAAAGUCACAAGCCUUCCCCUUGAAGGAACCCAAUGGUGGCCUCAGCACUGUGCUGGACUCUUGUGCACCAGGAAGCCCCCAGUGGGCCACCAGCACAGCUGUCUUGCAUGGGUGUGUUGUGGGCUCCUACCUGGGGAGAAGAGACAGCAGGGAAGCCUCUUUUAUUCAGGGGGAGGGGAGGGAGAUUGGAUUUCCAUUUGUCUGACAGGAACCGUUAAGGGGAGAGAUGGUAUGUCCACAGUGACACAAUCAAGCAUUGCCUCUACUUGGAGGUGUGGAUUCCUGGCAUUUGGAGGAGGAGAAGGAAUUGUAUCCUUCAGACAGUGGCUCCUGCAACACUUUGGUGCUGUCUGCUCCAAGUCAGUAAUGUGAGACCAAGCAAAGCCACCAUCCUUGGGGUGAAAGAGGUUGCCCUCAGGAAGGCUAAUAUAAUCCGCAAAUGGGUAAUGAUGGCCAUGAUGACUUCACUGAUAGAAGAGGGGCAUGAGAAAAGUGGAUUAUAAUUCAGCAUUUAAUUGGGGUUGGGAAAGAUUUGGCAACACUCUAGGCAUUUUGUUGGUGGUCAAUCUGGAUUCUGGGUGAGUUGAAGUCUGUACAUUUCUGGGUGCAUUACUCUAAAAUAAGUCCCACUGCAUUCAAUGGGGCUUAUUCCCAAUUUUGUGUGCAUAGGCUCAUUGCACAAAUCACUACCAUUAGAAGUCAUUAAAGUGUUCUUCAGGCAGAAGAGCUUCUCCCCUGGGUACCAUGAAUUGUCUUUUUCCUUCCAGACAGAUUUUUCUCUCUCUCCAAAUGACCAAAGACUGCCCUUUGCCUGCCAUUCAAAAGAACACAGUGAAUGGGACUCUGUGGUAUUGCCAAAUACUGACUGUCCUUUCCCUGAAAACCUAGCAGGAGACUGACAGGUUGUGCAACUGCAUGCAAAGCUGCCUCUUUCCACAUCCAGUCAGCUUUAAGACUGAUGCAAUGGUUUGUUUUGACUUGACUUAAGGCACAUUUGCAAGACAAGUUUCCAAACAGUCUCCUAAUUUCAAAAUUUCAGUAGUCAAUUACCUGCCAAGUCUAAUUCAUCUCAGUCCACAGCUGGGGAAAGUUAUUAUCAUUCAUUGAUCAGUUUAUAUAUUGCUUGCAUACCACAAUGGCUUCUAAGUGGCUUACAAGCAUAAAAUCAAUUAUAAAACCCAUACAUAAUUGAAAUGCACAAUAAAAGAAUUUCAUCAAAACAUUUAGAACUCCCAUAUACUAAAACAAGCCAAUAGAAAAGCAGAACAAUUAAACAGUUGGAUCAAGAAGUGCAAGUUCAGGAGAAUGCUGGCCUAGACGGCCGUGUUUUCCAGAGCUGGCAGAAUGCCAGUGGUGGUGGAAGGCCUCUCAUAUCGCAGCAGGAAAGGCAUCCCACAACACUGUUGCUACCAGUUCUAGGCCAGAGAGAGACUCAGAAUCAGACCCUGGUCUAAUUGGGUGAUUCUGAAUCCUGGUAACGGUUGAUAAGAUGGGAGCGGAUUCCCUAGUCCACCUUCUAACCCUCCUUUCAUGAAGUCUUGCCUCUUUCUGCUAGCAUUCAUAUAAAGCCAAGUUCAUGCAAAGUGCAAUUUCUUAAAGACCCAUGGCAGGUUGGACCAGAGUUCCUGCCGCCUUCAAAAACAGCUGAGACUUUCCAAAGGAGAGAAGGGAGAAGUUCUGCUGGCCAAGGGGUCCUCAAAGUGAUACAGAUCCUGGCACAGCUCCAAAGCCAUUCAGAGCUGCCUGACUUCACAGGUGUAGGAAACCCAGUAGGGAGAAGAGCACCAAAACAUAGAGGCAAGAGGCAUCUCACUGACAAAAACAAUGGGUGUCCCUGGCAUAGGAGGCCAGAGUCUUGGGCUUGGCCAUUCACACCCAUCACUGGAGCUCCUUUGCCUCCCGCCCAGUGGCCCCCUUGCUUUCCUCCAGUAGUUCUGGGCUCUGACCACAAGCAAAGGUUUUUCUCUACCCCCCCCAUUCCCCCCAUUUGUUACCCUUGUUGCCCAACCUGCUACUUUCUGCCAUUGAGCUGCCCCACCAAAUAGGACAGAAAUUGACCUUUUAAGCAAAAUUUGUCGAAACAAUUAGCACAAAGCAUUCAAGGAAAGCCCUCACACUAGUUAAUGAGAGGCGAGUUUAGCUGGAAGGAGAGGGCUAGCAGUUGCUACUAGCCGUGAUAGCUGUUCUCUGCUUCCACAAUUGGAGGUAGGGUUGCUUCUCAAUACUAGUUGCUGGAAACAGCAGGAGGGGAGGGUGCUCUUGUGCUUGAUUCCUGCUUGCUGGUUUUCCACAGGCAUCUGGUCAGCCACUGAGAGAACAGGAUGCUGGACCAGAUGGGCCAUUUGGCCUGAUCCAGAAAGCUCUUAUGUUCUUAAGGGUAUCCGCCCAAAAUAUGGCUUACUGGGGUGGGCUCCCAGAGAGGAGCUGGGUCUUUUUGGAUUUCCACAACCCACUAAGCAAAGCCAAAGUUUGGCUUUGCCUGUUUUCUGAACCCAGCUCUCUCCGCACUAACUACAAGCCAUAGCCAAGAUUUGUGCACAUUCGUUUGGCUUACUGUGUUGUGCAAACAAGGCCACUGUAACCCACUGAAACAUCUGCCAGUGACCUCUAAUCAAUUUCACACAACUCCUCCCUGCCACCUAGGAAAAGGAGGCUGGGGUCACUGUUCCAUCCCUACUGGGAAGUAGGAGGCCAUUUUGCCAAGAAGACAAAAGAGUUCAAUCAUUCUCAAAUCCAUUAGCUCAGACAGGCUUCAAAACUUUUUAAAUUCAUAGUGGCACUUGAAGUUGCUGCUGUUUUUGUUUAUUCAUCUCCAGUUGAAUAAAUCAUCAAUUUAUUUCAGCAGAUUAGAUCAGCAACCAUUCAGCUAUCUCGGAAUUCUUUGCAACAUCAGUUUGUCAUCGCAGGUGAAUUUGUCCAAAACCUACUAAAGCCAGUCUCUGAAUUUCAUGUAAAACAGUGGGGAGGGCUGUGCGCUUUUAAUGUUGCUGUAAGUCUUUAUUCCUGUUCUUUUUCAUAUGUUUGUCUUCUACGCCAGGCCUCUUUAGGCAAAUGUUUUCAGUGUGUGCAUAAAAACGAUUGAGAGCUUUCCUGCUACCCAGACUGAAUUGGAGGUUCACCUGUAUCUGGUGUGGAACAGCUCGCCACUUUUUGCCCUGGCUGCUGAUGACCAGCCACUGACAGAGACAAGAUACUGAACUCAACAGCGGGAGUGUCUUGGCUAGCCAACCAACCAUGAUUUUAUGAUGACUUGGAGAGAAUGUCGGGAGUGAUUUGGGGUGGGGGUGGGGAUAUAAUUUGCUUUUGCUCAAGUUCUAAGAGGUAACACAGGGAAGGGAAAUGGUCAAGGUUGUCACUACUCUGCCAGAGGCCUUGCAAAGGAGAAAAUGCAGCCCUUGAACCUUUGGCCAGGGCAGUGCCCUGGAUGCUCCAGCAAAGAUGUCUUCUCCACUCCCCUGAUGGCCAGCAAAUACUGACUGAUACUCAGCCUGGUUGUGGUGUGCCCAGCACCUCUAUCCAUGUGGCUCUGCAACAGGACAGCCUAGGUGACUUCUGGAGGUACCUUCUGAUCUUGAACUGUCACCAAGAUGUGGAGCUGCAGUGCCAGCCCAACCACGCACACGUUCUCACAACCACACAAACUCACAUUGCUUGAUCACGAAUACCUGUUUGGCUCUAGGAAGGUGACCCAGCCAGCAGCUGUACCAGAAUAAGGACUGUGGACCAUCAUUGUCAAAACUGCCCUUUUGCUGUCUAUUCCAAACUUCCCUCUUGACAACAACAACAACUGACAGGACUGGUCUCUGUGACAUUCAGGGGAAAUACUCCUUUGUGGACAUGCAGAAAUUUCUAUGAAUAUAGUUUUUUGUAAACAUUUUGUAAUAAUUUUGGUUUCAUAGUAACUGUGUUACUUGCAGAUCAUUCUAGGCAGAUGUAAAUAAAAUUUCCAAAAAAACAAACAAAAAAUUGAGUUUAACGUUUUAAAAGAAAAAGAAAAAUCUGAUUAUUUUCCUUUUUAAGACACUGUGAUAUAUCAAAGUGCACAGUUUGCUGUAUGAGGUAACAUUGUUUUAAAUUUUAAAUAAUAAUAAAAAAGAAUUUAUACAAAAGAAA
This is a messenger RNA of Podarcis muralis (Common wall lizard), 8282 nucleotides long. It is a transcript of the gene GRIK3, whose product is annotated as glutamate ionotropic receptor kainate type subunit 3. NCBI's taxonomy places the organism in Eukaryota, Metazoa, Chordata, Lepidosauria, Squamata, Lacertidae. Gene Ontology annotation, cellular component: membrane. Gene Ontology annotation, molecular function: ligand-gated monoatomic ion channel activity; signaling receptor activity. The record is from RefSeq and is a predicted model, not a curated record. Gene Ontology annotation, biological process: monoatomic ion transport.